This is a messenger RNA of Fusarium oxysporum Fo47, 547 nucleotides long. Its product is annotated as SGNH hydrolase-type esterase domain-containing protein. Lineage: Eukaryota; Fungi; Ascomycota; Sordariomycetes; Hypocreales; Nectriaceae. Bases 34 to 507 code for a protein of 157 amino acids. The record is from RefSeq and is a predicted model, not a curated record. The transcript has a single exon. Gene Ontology annotation, molecular function: phosphatidylcholine lysophospholipase A1 activity.
GUUGAUGGACAUCACGAAGGUCAUAGUGGGAAAAUGCUGGCCGACAUCAACGGCUACUGGCAAAAGCCAAUCCAAGCCCGGCCUAACGUCGUUCUCAUCCACGCCGGCACCAACAACAUGGACCAAGGAAAGGAUCUGGACAUUGCGGCAUCCAUUCUCGCAGACAUCGUCGACGGGAUCUUCAAAGUUGCACCAGAUGUCACAAUCUGUCUCGCGCCAGUGAUUUGGGCCAACGAUAAGAAGAUGCAAGCAAAUACGGAUAAAUUCAAUCCUCAAGUUCGUUCACUUAUUUCAGCAAGGCAAAAGAAGGGAAAGCAUAUUCUUGAGGUACCUAUUGAUAUCAAAAAGGAGGAUCUUGGUGAUUCGAAGCACCCGAACGAUGAUGGUUAUGAGAAGAUGGCAAAUGCUUGGUUGAAAGCGAUUUUAGAGGCUGAUAAGAAGGGUUGGUUGAAGAUGCCCAUCAAGAUGAGCCCUGAAGAUGCGCCAGGAACUGGGCUUGGAGCGUGAAAUAUAAUGACAAUUAAUGUAGCGCAAUACCAUAGUGAUG